AUGCUACGACUGUUAUACCGGCAGCUGCUAAAUCAAAGGCCGUCUGAAGUGGAUACACUUUUAGCUUGGUGUAUUUCUAAUCCAGGUUAUAAGAAUGUAUAUAUAAAAACACUUCAGUCACAAAUAUUUCCAUUUGUUCAGGUGCCGACGCUGUUGAAGAAUGGUCUUCGUAAACAUAUGUUGAGAUUUUCAUUAAGGCGAUCGGUAUCUACGUUAGGGAGGCCAGUCGAAUCAGCAAAAAAUGUCAUGCUCUUAAACAAGAGAUAUUCAGAAGUUGAAAAACUCAUUUCUGAUCCAGAGAUUAGAAACAAAUACAUGGAAAUAAUUCGAAAUGGCUCUGUUUUAACUAAGAAUGAUGUCGAUAUGAUAUAUGCCAAUUUCUUGAAGACCAUCGAUAUUGUGAGUGGGUUUCCAACUUCGGAGUCAAUUGAUCUCUUACUGAAUAUGUGGAAAUUUGUUUUCCAAACAGAUACUUCUAAUGAAAAUGUGAAGGAAUUACAGCAUAAGCUUUUGAACAAAAGAGAACCGUUCAUAACUAUUUUGGUUAACACGAAAAACUAUUCAUUUUAUAAAGACCUAGUUGAACCGUUGUACUCCAUUAAUGAAUUUAAAAAUCACAAGCCCACUUGGUCGGAUAGAUUGGCAAAUACUUUUCAAUUUGAUAUUGAUGAUAGAGGACAUAUUAUUUUUAAUAAAGGUAGCAUUAUUCUGUUCCUAAAAAAUCCACAGAAUCCUAUUGAGAUUAAAAGACGGCUAUUAGCGACAUUCCUAAAAAAAGGAUUAUUAUAUUCAUCGAAUAAAGAUCAAACAUAUUAUAUGAUCAAGGAAUUCAUCAACCUAUUACAUGAAAUAGGUGAUGAUCAUAUGUUAUUUAAAGAUCAUGAUCAUUUCAUUUAUGAUAAAGCAUUCCGAUUAAUGGCCAUUCCACCAAAAGAUGUUCGAUUUUCUGAACAUCUCUAUAGCAUAAAAAACAUAAUAGACUCAUCUGCAUGUGAAUACCCCCAAUCAUACUAUAAUUUCAUGACCACAUCCAUGAGAACUAUACUUCGGUUCAGUCCAGAUAAUGUGUUGAAUUAUUGGCAAUUUAAACUCAACCUUGUCGAAGAACAAGGUCUUAAAGAACCUGACGUAUUUCAUCACAAUGAUUUGAAAUCUGCAAUGUCUGCUUUUUGCCUGUUGAAUAUGUAUCAAUCGGUUUUGGAUCUAUAUCAAAAAUUCCCGGGCUUGCGUAAUGAAGAGCAAAUAGAAGUACUAUUAAGAGUGAGUGAAGAAUUCAAAGAUUGGAAAUUAUUACAAAAGCAGUUUGAAGAUAUGUAUGGAAAAGGACAAUUGCCUUAUGUUGUUCACUAUUCCAUUGUUAUGAAUGCUUUAGCGGCAAUAGGAGCGAAGGACGAAGUCAUGCAACUUUUCAACCAAUUGCUGAAAAGAAACUUAAGUCCAACGCCAUCAAUAUAUGCUGCAUUAAUCAAUAGUGAAGUUUUCUAUGGAAAUAUUGAAGAUUCUAUUCGUUGGUUCAAUGAAUAUUUGAAUCGUAUUGAAGAUGGUGCAAUCGAUCCAAAUGCGGGGCUGUAUUUAUAUUCGUUAAUGUUCAAAUUAUAUUUGAAAUCUAGUAAUUUAGAUUCAGCAAUGAACUUUUUAGAGUUCGCAAGGUCAGAGCAAGAAAGGUUGAACAUAACCUUAGUGGACCCUAAGACUUUAAGUCAGUUUAUUAAUUUUGCUGGGACUAUGUACGGCAUUAAAGAAUUGGAAAUUCUCAGAAAGCUUGGACAAGAAUCGAACUUAACAUCUAAUCAAUACUAUGAAAAUUUAAUUAGAGCAUAUACAAGAUUAGACCAAUAUGAAAAAGCGGAUGAUAUGGUAUUCGAAGCUCACCUGGAAUCAGAUGUUCCAUUUACAAAUCCUGAUAUUUACAAGGUGCAGUUGAGAAACUAUAGAUUCUGGUAUAGAAACACUCCAUCCCAUGAAACUCGAGUAUUCAUUUCGGAAAGAAUUAAGUAUAUUCUCGAGCAUAUUGUCAACAAAAAUUUAAGCGUACGGAAUAAUCAUGGUUUAUAUACAGAAGUAAUUAAACUUCAUUUGGCACGAAAUGAUUUACCCAAUGCAGAAGCCCUCUUUAGAUCAAUGAAGAGUCAAAAAAUGUUAUCAGAGUAUCACUUCACACCAUUUUUGGAUUAUUAUGCCAAGCAACGUACAUUUUCAGGCUACUCUCAAGUAUUGGAAUUAUAUAGACAAAUGGCAAAGGAACGAGUCAAUAUAUCGACCAAAACGUAUGUUCACUUAAUCAAGGCAUUAAUUCAUUUAGAUUCGCUGAAUCAUAAAGGAUAUGAAAACUCACUCAAGUUGUUACAAUCUGUUUUUGAAUUGAAUGGAUUAACAAUCAGCCCAACUGAUCCAGCACCGAAAAAACCUCAAGCCGAUAUACUUGAUAAUUCAAUCGAUUUAUGUCAUAUUAUUACUUCAUAUGUUAUGGCGACAGUUGGAUAUCAAAAUAAUGUCUAUCUAUUGGUUCACUUUUUAAAUCAAAUGAAAGAACGAUUAAAUGGAAAGUUAACUAAUGACUUCAAGUUUUCGAUUUAUAAGGAAUUAGGACGUUUGUAUCUUAAGCAGGGUAAUUUUGCCUUAGCAAAGCGAUUAAUAGACAAUGGUCUCGAAGAAUCGCAUAGUAUCGUAUCAAAAUUCAUUCAUGAUUAUCCUUAUAAUGAUAUUCUAAAAGAUGAAAUUAGAGUACCGAAGAGAUUACAAUAUGAAUACAGAAGUUUACUAGCUUUGAAACUAAAAUGUAUGAAAACAAGCUUUGAAAAUCCCGAAUCUUAUUAUGAAUUACUUAGGGCUUCUGAUAAAGUAAACAUUCAACUAUCUGGUGAUCAAUACAUUACAAUAAUAAAUGAGCUUCUUAAAUUGCCCAAUCCAGAUGUUUUGCCUACUAUUUUGCAAAUAUGUGAAGAGUAUUUGGUUGCAGGUAAUUGGGCAGAAGCUAAGUUGUUUAGAAAACUACAAUUCUUGUACAAAUUGACAGUAUUGCAUAUUAGUAGGACUGUUGGUGUUGAAGUGGUACAAAAUAAUUACGAUAUGUUAAAUCGUUAUUACAAUAUCCUUGACGUAACAGAAUUGCAAUCUACAUUUCUGUAUAUUCAUGAUCCGUUGGACUUAUUGAAACAGGAAUUAGUUGCAUUCAAUGAGACGCAUUCGAAAGCACAUUCCAAGGGUUCUUACUGGACAUUAGACAGGCUAUUACUGAAUAUUCCUGAAUUCUUUUCUCCUGAAGUUAGAUUAUCAACACAAAAUAAAAUAUCGCCAUACUUUGCCAGCAGAAUAUGGCAUGUAAUAAAUCGAUUUUGUGACGGAGAUAAAUAUAAAGCAUUUCAGCUCAUGGAUGAAUUUCCGGAAACUAUCGAGUUCUUGAUAUAUAAUAGUUCGGCAAGGUUACGAUUACAUAUAUUCAGAAAAGAAAUCGAUCAAAUCCAGCUGCCCCCAACCAGUGAUCAAAGGGAGGAUUUUGAAUCCAGACGCUUGAGAACAAUAGAAGUUCUAAACCACUUGAAAUCUACGCACAGCUCAUAUUAA
Messenger RNA from Debaryomyces hansenii CBS767, 3564 nucleotides. RefSeq lists its product as uncharacterized. Gene Ontology annotation, molecular function: protein binding. Bases 1 to 3564 code for a protein of 1187 amino acids. The record is from RefSeq and is a predicted model, not a curated record. NCBI's taxonomy places the organism in Eukaryota, Fungi, Ascomycota, Pichiomycetes, Serinales, Debaryomycetaceae. The transcript has a single exon.